GGCACAUCAGGGUGAAUUUUGUUCAGUUUUAGUUUUUGCAGACGCGCAUUUCGCUUUAAAUAAAAUUAAAACGUGUUCUUGUAUAAUUUCAAGAACAUGGAUCCAACAAAAAUAUUAAUGGAUGCUGGCCGCAUAUUAAAAAUAAAUAAUUCGUUUUUUACGACGAGGUCUAAACCAGAGGACAUCAAAUUGAAAACUGAUGAUGGACAAGUAAUAAAUUGUUUUAUUCCUGCUGUUUUAUAUAUUGGACAAGCUUCUUGUAGAAAUGGAUUUAUUGGCAGCACUAAAGAAGAACAAGCUAGUGUAUACCAGUGGUUAGAAUACUGCCUUUUAAAAAGCCAAAGUCCAAGCAAUGAGAUAUUGAAGGAGUUGAAUGCAUUUUUACAAGAUAAAGUUUAUUUUGUUGGAAACAAGUUUACUGUAGUUGAUCUUAUCAUGUAUCUUAGUCUUCAGGAAAUUUAUUCCAAGAUGACAUUCCAGGACAAAGAAUUAUAUUCUAAUCUAUCCAGGUGGUUUAGACUGGUUCAGAAUGAUGCAUGUUUACAAAAGUUGUAUCCAAAGAUUUGUUUUGCGAAAACGAAGUUGUAUUCUUAAGUUUUUCAAAAUUUUCGUAAAAACUAUUUAUUAAGUCUCAAUUGUGUUAUUAAAGUCAUUUUUUUUAUACUUCAA
Messenger RNA from Argiope bruennichi, 669 nucleotides. RefSeq names its product eukaryotic translation elongation factor 1 epsilon-1-like (gene AIMP3). The record is from RefSeq and is a predicted model, not a curated record. Gene Ontology annotation, biological process: positive regulation of DNA damage response, signal transduction by p53 class mediator. Gene Ontology annotation, cellular component: nucleus; cytoplasm; aminoacyl-tRNA synthetase multienzyme complex. Bases 97 to 594 code for a protein of 165 amino acids. The transcript is spliced from 6 exons. Lineage: Eukaryota; Metazoa; Arthropoda; Arachnida; Araneae; Araneidae.